AUGCCGCCGAUCAACGACGGUGCCUCUGCACCAGCGACGCAGCGGAGAAUCAGCCUUGCCCGCUACUGGUCUUGUCCUACGGCCCUCCUGGCCUUCACUGGCCUCGUCGCCUGCGCCCAGGCCGGUGACAACACCGACGUGUCCCCUGCUCGGGGCGACGGCCGGACCCAUCUCACCCUGCCCACCUUCUCAGACUCGGCCACUCCUCCCGGCAGCGUCACCCUGGCCCAGGCUCCCUGGUCCUCCCACUGGUCUCCCCCCGCUUCUGGCACUGACGGUGGUACUGCUGCCGGGACAGGCGCUUCCAGCGGCACCCAGACCGGCACUGGGUCGUCUUCCACCGCUAGCCCGACCGGCUCGGGCUCUUCAAGUGGCGUCAGCAGCUCACCAGCUCGGGCUCGGGCUCAGGCUCCUCAACCCGCCGUCGUCGACGACUACCCGUUCCUCCACCUCGUCUGCCUCUCACCCAGCGAUACGUCGUCCACCACAAGUGACGGAUCCUCGCGCACCUCGUCCGGAACCGGUUCUCCCUCGGCCAGUCCGAGCGGCAGCGCCGCUGCCCGGCUUUUUGUCGAUAAGAACUGGGCUCGCUGGAUGCUCUUAUAUUUGCCGGGUGUCGGUCUGGCUCUGUAA
Messenger RNA from Aspergillus tanneri, 633 nucleotides. RefSeq lists its product as uncharacterized. NCBI's taxonomy places the organism in Eukaryota, Fungi, Ascomycota, Eurotiomycetes, Eurotiales, Aspergillaceae. The coding region runs from base 1 to 633 and encodes 210 amino acids. The transcript is spliced from 2 exons. The record is from RefSeq and is a predicted model, not a curated record.